AUUUGUUUGAGGAGGAACAGUGAGCGCGCGCUGCAGGCUAAAGAAAUGCUUUCGGUUUUGAAAUUUUUUCCAGUGUUUACAUUUAGGGUAUGCAAUAUGUAUUAAAACGAGUUACUGUAAGACAAGGCUUUCACUUUGCCGAAAACAAAUCGAAACGACUUGAUUGUUGAGAAGCACGAAACACGCGAACGGGAAUCAGCGAGUAUCGAAGUAAAUACAAGGGUCGAACAUCAAGAUCCAGAAGCGAUUCUCCACAUCGCAGGAUGCGACUGGCAGGACUGCGCUCUGACCAGUCAGGAAUUACUCAGGAACCCCAGUUCAUAUCCAAAAGGAGAGUGCCAUUUUAUCCAUCUCAGGUAUCCAGUUCUUUCCGAUGGGAAGGACGUGAUCAUUCUCAACAGCAGCUGGAGAAGAGCAGGUCUCCAGCUGUCUCACCUGUGCUCAGGGCCACUAGUGCAGAAAGACAGGUGACCCCUCUUGCCCCUAGAGACCCACCAGAGGGCACCACUGCCCCAUCUCAACCACCACAAGCAGAAGCAGCUCAGACAUCCACCUUCGCAGUACAAAAGCAGAAACAAGCACUAAAUGGAAUUAACCAUGCACUGCGGAUGAAAGCAGGCCUGAGGUCAGAGCAUCAGAGAAAUGGCUUGAACUCCGAAUACCAGAGACAGUUCAUGUGGAAAACACCUGUAGCCGAAUCGCCCCUGCUUGCUGCACAUCAGAUGUUAUACAGUAACAACAGAGCCAUCCCACCCUUCAAAACAAACCCAGUGAUUAUGGAGAGCGAGUACAAGAGAAGUUUCAAAGGAUCGCCUCUUCCCAGGCCACCACGCUUGAGGCGAGAUGUUGAACAGUAUGAGGUCCCAGAGUUUCUAACAGAGAGCAAAACCCCAGAGAAGAGUAAGAGAAAGAAGAAGAAGAAGGAGCGACCACACAGCAGGAAGUCAAGCCCAGAACAAGAAGUUGCCUAUCUACAGCAACAGGAAGUGAAAUCACCCCACAACCUGAAAGACCCUUCACCAAAGGUUAUGAGAAAAGGGAAAACUGAGUACAGAUCCAACUUUCAUUCACCCCUCCAGUACAGCUACAAAGAUGGAGCAUGGCUGAAGAUUAAAUCUGCAAAAGAGGAGGGGUGUGAUGGUUUUCACGAGUGGUAUCAUGAGGUAAAGGAGCUACGCGAGAGGGCGGAGGCCUACAAGAAAAGGGCUUGGGGAACUCAUUUUUCUCGGCAACACUUAAAUCAGAUUUUAUCAGAUCAAAACUGGAUGUGGGAGCCUUCCAGCGGCACCUCCUCAUCCUCCAUUGAAUCUGAGGCCUGCAGAAGCACAAGCCAUAUUAUUGAGGCUCUGGACCUGGCCAGGGCUGGCAGUGUCAGGGAAAGCUCUAGCCCUGGACAUUCUGCUUCUGUGGUGGUCAGCAGGAGGAGCUCUUCUGGGGAAGUGGGUCUUCCCGAAGAACCCACCCUGCCAGUGCAGAGAAAGCUGGCAUGGGAUGAAGAAGAGCAGCUUGGAGAGAGAGAAGAGAUUGUACAGGACAGGCUAACAGAUAAGGAAGGGAAAACAAGAAAUGAGAACGGGAUGGAGAGAAAUGAGAGGUUAAAUUCAUUGGAAAGUGAGUCAUUAUCAUCGGCAGAGGAGGGGUCUGAAGCUUCCGUUAAUGGGGGCAGAUUGCCAACCCCUAAACUCAAGACCAUGCAGACUGUACAAAGAACACAUCACGAUCGAACCACUCCAUCCAUUGGAGGAGCAUUGCUGAUCUCUCCUCCAAAGAUCAAAAAUUUCUCCGGGAAAGUUAGAAGGAGCGAACCACCUUUAGGAAAGCCUCACUCUCCUUACAAACAUAUCAUAGAUGGCUCUCCACAGCGAACACACAGAAAGGCUGCGAAUGGAAGCUUGCCUCGUUCCUCUCCAGUCGCUGGCCUGACUACUGUAGAUGUGCUGCCCAUGCGAGAAGAUGUCUGGUCUGAUGAAGAGGUGACAGAUUACAGAAGUUUAAAACCUCCCAAGCCAUCACGAAAACAACAGAGCAGUCAGCGUCACAAAGCCAAUGCUGCUCCACCUGCCAACAGAAUCCAGGGCACAAUGAGAAACGCGGAAUUUCAGCAUAAUGGUAACCUGGGAAUUUUUCGGCCGGAGCUGUUUGUGCUUCCUCAAUCUGAUUCUGCUUUGUCAGAUAAUGAUGACAAGAUGUCUCAGAUCUCCUCCAGAUCAGCAGCUUCAUGCUCCAUGGCGUCUGAGGUUUUGGGUCGCGCUCAGAGACGAAAACAGGAAUUUUGGGGAAAAAGCUAAUCUGUCAAAGCACACUUCAACUAUGCAAAAACUGAAAAAUGACGUUCUCAGGAUGCAAAAUUUUUUAAAGACGUAUUUGUUUUUGUGUGGUUUUUGUUUAUUUUAA
Danio rerio (zebrafish) is the source of this 2394-nucleotide messenger RNA. Lineage: Eukaryota; Metazoa; Chordata; Actinopteri; Cypriniformes; Danionidae. The record is from RefSeq and is a predicted model, not a curated record.